Magallana angulata is the source of this 2853-nucleotide messenger RNA. Its product is annotated as atrial natriuretic peptide receptor 2-like. The record is from RefSeq and is a predicted model, not a curated record. The transcript has 18 exons. The coding region runs from base 82 to 2733 and encodes 883 amino acids. Gene Ontology annotation, molecular function: protein kinase activity; peptide receptor activity; ATP binding. Gene Ontology annotation, biological process: cGMP biosynthetic process; protein phosphorylation; receptor guanylyl cyclase signaling pathway. Lineage: Eukaryota; Metazoa; Mollusca; Bivalvia; Ostreida; Ostreidae.
CUAGUGAUGGGGACAGAUCGAUUGAGCGAUAAAACACUGGUCUACGGAGGGGUGCGUUACACAGUUAAUAGACAAUGAUCUAUGUCACCACUUAAUACAAUGUCUGGCGGAGAGGAUAUUUUUAUUUCCCGGAAUUGUGCUCAUUUCUUUCCCAUUCUGUUCGUUAUUCUGCAUAUCAUUUUCAGAGUUGAAGCCUGGCAUCUUUUUAUGAACACAGAGUAUCACUGCUGGCCAAAAAACGCAGACGCCUCGAACCCAACGCCAUUCAACCCUUGUAAAGGUGUGCAGAUAAAAUGGAUCAAAGAGCCCCCUGAUAUAAUUAAGUAUGGCCUUGAGUUCAAUGCCACGGCCGAGCUGAUCCUGACCCCAGAGUUUUAUUCCUGGGGGUACCUGCAGGACAUCUUCAUCGGCAUUAACGGCUCUGCUGGGGCAACGAGCGGGGCUGGUGCCCAGCGAUGGUGUGAGACCACGGUGUGUCCCGACAAGGCCUCGGCCCUGGAGGAGAACUGCUGUAUACACCACUUCAACAUGCACAGCUGUCCGGCCAACAGGGGCGAGAUGAGCAACAACCUAUGUGGGCCGUGGAUCCCCGCCAGUGGCGACAUCUACACACACUCCCAGGCCUCGGUGGGGCCCCCAACCCAGGGGAACUGGACCAGUCACGUUCAUGGGCUCUUUGUUCCGGGGGAGAAUUCCGUCAUAGCGCAUUUUAAAAUUGCUGGGAUGCAUCUAGCGUUGAUAAAAAAGGUCACGGUGCUAUCGAAAUCAGUGUGUGGUGACGGGUCUUGCUAUGGAGAGGAGACGUGCUCCACCUGCCCCUAUGACUGUGGCUCCUGUCCCCUGUCCCGUCUACAGAUCGGAAUCAUCGCCUCAAUCUCCACGGCAUUCGUUGUCGUCAUCUUAGGGUUUAUCAUCGUACUUCGUUACCAAAAAAGAAGAAUGCUAUUUGACGAAAGUUGGAUUAUUCCAUAUUCCAAGCUGGUCAUCAACAAUAACACCAUGGCGUUCAACAGCGUCAUCAGUCGGAUUUCCCUGAAAUAUGGGGAUGACGACAUUUCCAUCGCACAAAACGGAAUGCAGAUUUUUUCACAAACAGCCCGGUUAGAUGGACGAAUCGUUGCUGUCAAACGCAUCAAUAAAUACAACUUUGGACUGUCUAAAUCUCUUAGGAUAGAAGUUAAGGAAAUUAGAGAACUGAGGCACCCAAACCUGUGUCAGUUUGUGGGAGCGUGUACAGAGACCCCCAAUGUGUGUAUCCUGAUGGAGUAUUGUCCAAAGGGGGCGCUGGCAGACGUCCUCCUGAAUGACGACAUCCCACUCACGUGGUCCUUCCGGUUCUCAUUUGCCGCUGACAUCGCAAACGGAAUGGACUACCUCCACAGCCAUGGACUCGUCCACGCUCGACUGAACUCCAGUAAUUGCGUGGUGGACGAUCGAUGGUCGGUGAAAAUUACAGAUUACGGACUUCCAAUCCUGCGCAAAAACGAUUUUAAAUCAGAGGAAAUGACAUCAGAUUUUCAAAGCAGACGACGAGUUGUGUACAAUGCUCCAGAGGUUUGCGGUUCGUUUCCAGUGUUCACAAAGUCAUCUGAUGUCUACUCUUAUGGGAUUAUUUUGGUCGAAAUAGCUAACAGAAGCGAUCCAUACGGGGAUGAAGACCCAGCUUUUUUACCGCCUCAGUGGAAGCCGCCAUUACCGAAUCUAAAGAGGGACAACGAAGACGAAAACUGCCCCUCCCCCACGGCUCUCUGUGCUCUGAUUGACGAAUGUCUGGACUCCAGAUCACAAGAAAGACCAACGUUCGGCAACAUCAGAAAGAUUCUGUAUAAAAUCAACCCCAAUAAACAGAACCCUGUCGACCUGAUGAUGGCGAUGAUGGAGAAGUACUCGAAACACUUGGAACAGAUUGUGGCCGAGCGAACUAAUGAUUUAACGAUAGAAAAACAGAGGACGGAUCGAUUGCUAUACAGUAUGCUUCCCAAAGAGGUAGCAGACGUUCUGAGGCGGGGACGCCCGGUAGAGGCGCGGUACCUCGAUGACGUCACGAUCUAUUUCAGUGACAUCGUCGGAUUCACCACUCUCUGCUCCAACAGUAGUGCUAUGGAGGUUGUGAACCUCCUCAACAAACUAUAUAUCACUUUUGACGAAGUCAUUGAACUGUAUCAUGUCUACAAAGUGGAAACCAUUGGGGAUGCAUACAUGGUAGCCUCGGGUGUUCCCGAAGCUUACCCCACCCACGCAAUAGAAGUCGCCCGUAUGGCCAUCAGUCUAGUCAACAAGUGUAAAUCGUUUGUGAUUCCCCAUUUUCCGGAUCAAAAACUGAAGAUAAGAGUCGGCAUUCACUCGGGCCCUGUGUGUGCUGGAGUGGUCGGGUCCAAAAUGCCCCGGUACUGUUUGUUUGGAGACACCGUCAACACUGCCUCAAGGAUGGAGUCCAAUGGGGAAGCUUAUAAAAUUCACAUAAGUGCUGAUACUUACGACUUGCUACAAACGGGGACAUUUCAGUUCGAGGCGCGGGAUAAGAUUUCAGUCAAAGGUAAAGGAGAGAUGCAGACCUACUGGCUCCUUAAAGAAAGAGAAAGCCCGGCCGACAGCAAAGUAUAUAUUGAAUACAUCAACGAAACAUCGACACAAAAGGCCGGCAAUCUGCGCGCACAUUCUUUACGAAACGGAAGUGUAUCAAACGCAGUGUCUGUGGAUAGUCUGUUAAACGAAAUGAACAAUUACAUGUAACGUUUGGAAGUACAGGAUAUUUUCAUAAGAUUCCAUGAAAUGUUUCAAACCAGAAACAAAUCGCAAUAAAAAUUUUGCACACUUAUAAAACCAGGCACGUAGCAUCGUUUUUGAAAGUUG